AUGGCAUCGACUACUUACAAUGGCACAAACCGUGGCUUCCAGAUUGGAAACAACUAUGCUCCUGUCACAGGACACUGGCACCAGUCCUACACCACUGAAGAUAUCGAUCGUUUUUGCCUCCGAAAUCUUCGAUGUCCUGACUCACUAGUCGUGAAAAAUCGAUUAAAAGAGACCAAGGACAAGUUACUUCGCCACUCGUUUGAAUGGAUUCUUCAAACCCCGCAGUAUCACAGUUGGCGACAUGGAACAGAUGUCUGUCUGCUUUGGAUAAAGGGCGGUGCUGGGAAAGGGAAGACCAUGAUGUCGAUCGGACUUGUCGAAGAGCUUUCACGGGAACGAGAUGAAUCUGCUGUGGUGACCUAUUUUUUCUGCCAAAAUGCCGACAAUGAGCUCAACACCCUUGAAUCACUCAUCAAGGGCUUGAUUCUAAAGUUAGACACCGAGAACGCUCGCUUCAAUGAGGACAUCACGUCAUGGCGAAAUCUAUGGGACAUCCUGCUGGAGAUGUUGGACCGAUGCAACUCCCCGAAACUCAUCGUCCGCAAUGGGCUAGACCACCCAGUCAAAAUCAAAUGGCUAUUAACAAGUCGACCAUUGGAAGCCGCAGAGAGGGCAUUGUUAGCUGGACAUGACCAGAUGCAAGUUAGUCUUGAACUGAACUCGAGAUAUGUUUCUGAAGCUGUAAAAACCUAUGUCUCUCACAAAUUGGACGAGCUCAGUUGUUUUCACAGUUAUGGAAAAACACUGAGGAGAGAACUGGAAACUGAACUUACUGUGAAGGCUGAGGGUACAUUUUUGUGGGUGAACCUGGUAUGCAAGAGACUCGAGAGUGUCCGCCAAGAUGACGCCCUGACUACAAUUCAAAAUUUGCCUCCAGGGCUACAUCCUUUCUACGAUAGGAUAUUGAAACAACUGAGCGAAAGGAGGCCGAAUGAUGCCCAAAAGUGCAUGCGACUAAUCAAAGCGAUGAUGCUAGCAUACCGACCUUUGAAAGUGGAGGAAGUUCCGAGUGUGACUGGCCUGACUAAUGAAGACAACGCUAUUGAGGCAUUAGUCGAUCGCUGUGCUUCAGUCCUCAGAAUGCAAGAAAACAACAUAGAAUUCGUUCACCAGUCUGUUCGAGACUACUUGGCCGGGGAGAAUGGACAGUCUGUCCUUGACACAUAUGAACGCUUCGGACAUCGUGAGAUUCUAAUGGGCUGUCUGUCUUAUUUAUCCGAACGGCUAAAGGUCAAUCUUCUAGACCUGCCGCGACCUCACUCGACCAGAGAGGAUUGGAAUCCGCCCAAAGACAAGAAACGAUGCGUGCAACUGUCUUGUCUAGACUACGCGGCUACCUACUGGGUGAAUCAUCUCGAGAACAUCCAGCGAAGGGAAGUAGCACAGAGCGGGCUUAUUGAGAAGGGUGCAGUUGGCAUAUUCCUCCAUGCAAAGAUGUUGGAGUGGCUUGAAGUCUUUAGUCUAUUGGAUAGGCUACCAUGGGCCAUUGAAGCGUUGGAUGCAUUGGUGAAUAUAACCGAAGACGACCCUUUAACUUGGGGACUUGUGCAGGAUGCUACGCGUUUUUUUAUGCGGCAUUUCAAUACCAUGAAUCAGUGGCCAUUACAGAUCUACAGCUCUGCUGUUAUCUUCAGUCCUGAAUCAAGCGUUGUGAAGAGGGAAAACUUGGAUAAAAUUCCAGGAUAUCUGAGAAACGUCCCGCUCAUGGAACACACAUGGGUCUCUCUAAUACAGACACUACCAGCACACAAGGGCAACGUCAACACUGUCGCCUUUUCACCCGACGGCAAGCAGUUUGCAUCAGGCUCUAGUGACGGAACCAUUAAGCUCUGGAAUACCGCAACAGGUGACCUACAGAAGGCACUAGAAAGACACUCGGCAUCUGUUAACUCUGUCGCCUUUUCACCCGACGGCAAGCACAUCAUAUCAGGCUCUGAUGACAGAACCAUUAAGCUCUGGAACACAGCAACCGGUGACCUACAGAAGAUACUGGGACACUCGGAAUCUGUAAACUCUGUCGCUUUUUCACCAGACGGCAAGCGGAUAGCAUCAGGCUCUAAUGAUUAUACAAUUAAACUUUGGGAUACUAUAACAGGCGACCUUCAGAGGACCCUAGAAGGCCACUCGGACGUGGUUCUUAGUGUCAGCUUCUCACCGGACGGCAAGCAGAUCGCAUCAGGCUCUAUAGACACAACCAUCAGAGUUUGGGAUGCUACAACGGCUAAACUUCAGAAGAUACUAGAAAGUCACUCAGGCGGAGUCGGGACUGUGGUCUUUUCAGCAGACAGCAAGCAGAUUGCAUCAGGCCAUGACAAAACCAUCAAAAUUUGGGGUACUCCAUCAGGCGAUCUUCAGAAGAUACUAGAAGGUCACUCAGACUGGGUCAAAGCAGUCGCCUUUUCACGAGACGGCAAGCAGAUCGUGUCAGGCUCUUCUGAUAGGACUAUCAAACUUUGGGAUACCACAACGGCUGGCCUUCAGAAGAUAAACGGCCACUCGGCCGGGGUCGACACUAUCGCCUUUUCACCCGACGGCAAGCAGUUCGCAUCAGGAUCUUAUGACGACAUCAAGCUCUGGAAUACCGCAACAGGUGACCUACAGAAGACACUAGAAGGACACUCGGGCUUGAUCAAUACCGUCGCCUUUUCACCAGAUGGCAAGCAGAUCGCAUCAAGCUAUUAUGAUAAGACAUUCAGGAUUUGGGAUACCACAACGGGUGACCUUCAGAAGACGAUAAUAGGCCACUCGGGCUGGGUCAAGACUUUGGUCUUUUCGCCAGACGGCAAGCAGAUCGCAUCAGGCUCAUUUGACCGAAACAUCCAAAUUUGGGAUACCACAACGGGUGACCUUCAGAAGACGCUAAAUGGCCACUCGGGCUUUGUCGACACAAUAGUCUUUUCACCAGAUGGCAAGCAGAUCGCAUCAAGCUUUUCUGACAAAACAAUCAGACUUUGGGCCAUCGCCAAACCUCUUAAAAUGCCAAAUUUUCUCGACCGUUUGAGAAGCCGUUUCAAGAUCCGCCCAUGGAAAGAAAUUCAGACAUCAGAGCCGGUGUAUAACAUGAAAUUCUCAGCAGAUAACCGAUACCUUGUAACAGACAUUGGGCCUAUCAUGCUCAAUGGAAUUGCCACCGAAAUUCAGGUUGGGAUUUCAGAUACUUUAGUGAAACUCUUCGUCGGAAACCAGUGGAUAUUCUAUGGAGAUCUGGCGGUCUACAAAGAUCUUCUGGGUCAGAUCGACAAGACAAACCUGAUCUUGAAGACUAUCAGUGAGCAGUCGAAGAACCUGGAGGAACCUCGACGCGAUUUGACUAAGCGGAAAGAGAGCCUGGAACAAUGCCUGAUCAAAGAAGACUUGCAAAAGCUCUUUACGACCUCAUGGUACAGGAUAGCCAAUACUGGGAUGGUUCAUGUCAAGAUGGGCAUUUGA
This is a messenger RNA of Penicillium canariense, 3429 nucleotides long. RefSeq names its product G-protein beta WD- 40 repeats containing protein. Gene Ontology annotation, molecular function: dynein complex binding; microtubule plus-end binding. NCBI's taxonomy places the organism in Eukaryota, Fungi, Ascomycota, Eurotiomycetes, Eurotiales, Aspergillaceae. Gene Ontology annotation, biological process: nuclear migration; vesicle transport along microtubule; microtubule organizing center organization. Gene Ontology annotation, cellular component: kinetochore; nuclear envelope; cytoplasmic microtubule. The transcript has 6 exons. Bases 1 to 3429 code for a protein of 1142 amino acids. The record is from RefSeq and is a predicted model, not a curated record.